Penicillium verhagenii is the source of this 711-nucleotide messenger RNA. RefSeq lists its product as uncharacterized. The transcript has a single exon. NCBI's taxonomy places the organism in Eukaryota, Fungi, Ascomycota, Eurotiomycetes, Eurotiales, Aspergillaceae. Bases 1 to 711 code for a protein of 236 amino acids. The record is from RefSeq and is a predicted model, not a curated record.
AUGAUGUCAAACCAGGGCCAAGCCGAUGUCCCACCUCCAUACAAUCCUUCUGAAGAAUUCGAAUAUGCCUUCGAUGAAAAAUCCAUGGAACAAUUGCUUCUUCCCAAUCAUGCCGAUGAACCGGGCUUUGCAAUUUCUUCCACGUUAACUCGAGGCUUGCAAGUCCCGUCACGAAGCGCCACCUGCUCGUCCGGCUUUGAUUACCCGGAGGAAUUGUCACAAAACAGAAUCUCAGAAGCACAAUGGAGUCAAUUUGCCCAAGUUAUUCGCGACGAAGCAAAGCUCUCCAGACAACAAUGGAGCACUGUGAUAGGCAAAGGUCUGGGUACGCUCGCCAUGGGCGGACUCAUGGUCGGCUUCUUUGGUGCCAUUCCGGCAGUCCUAGUUGCACGCCAUAUCCGACGAAGGAAGGAGAAGCGCAAUCUUAUCUCUGCAAUGGCUGGUGAACAGGGCCAACGUCUGGCCCAUCACAUCUCAUUCUGGAAUGAAAAUUUCUUCCAACCCCGAGGUCUCUUGAUUCGUGUCGACUUACCGAAUGAGCUUUUGGCGGAUAUGAAGAAUAUGGAUCUGCACCUGGAGGGUUCCGCAACCCAGCCUGACUCAAAGGCCCGAGAGAAAGCUGCACCCAGGGCACGCAUUGUCAUUAUUCCAUUUGAAGCGUCUCCGUCGUCAUCAAGGCGGGAUUCAGAAGCAACGUUGAGGGCUGAAUAA